UUCUGCGCGUGCGCGAGACCCUGUCUUGUCACCUUGCGUCUGUGGCAGCCAUGUCAACUUGCGUGUCUGUGCGCGUCUGAAGUAAAAUUUGGCCUUAUUUUGUAACCUGCUAGUCCUGGCCUCGCCCUAUCCGUUUCCCAGGCCCUGGAGGCGGAGAGAAAGAGAAAGCAUGUCUGCUUUGGAGCCGGGGACGAGAAUCUCCACGUCGCUGUUGCUGCGCAGGUCCCUGGAUUUCUGCACGCUGGGGGAUAUGGAGAAAGCAAGAAGAGCUACCAGGAUACAGAAAAAUAUGACACAGGACUUAGUGACCUUUGAAGAUGUGGCUGUAUACUUUACCAAAGAGGAGUGGGCUUUGCUGGAUCUUAUUCAGAGGGACCUCUACAGAGAUGUGAUGCUGGAAACUUUCCAGAACCUGGCCUCACUAGGGUACCAGCUACCCACAUCUCACCUGAUCUCCCAGUGGGAACAAGAGGAGGACCUGCUGAGAGUAGAGGAAGGCAUUAUCCAGCCCACUUGUAUGGAGGAACGACAGGAAGAUUCAGGUUUUGAGACUCAACUCAAUACUAAUGAAUUAGUUGUUCGUCAAGGGAGUGAUGAAGAGAAAGUAUCCAGGGAACAUAAAAUAGUAAGAUUCAAAGGAAUUGGUUCUGGUUCCUUUAUUUUACAUGAAAAUUUGGAACCCUAUGAUACUGAUGAGCAGAACAGAAGCCAUAAGAGACAUUUGAGUCACAUGGUGGAGAACUUCGAUGAAUACAAUGAAGAAAAUCAGUGUCAACAUAUUCCAAAUUUUACUGUGCUCAGGAGAACUCCUAAAGUAAAAUCCUAUGAAUGUCACAAGUGUGGAAAGGCCUUCCUGCUUCAUUCAUCUCUGAAGAAUCAUAUCAGAUCUCAUACCGGAAGCAAACUCUACCAAUGUCAGGAAUGUGGGAAAGCCUUCCAUUUUCAUGCUUGUUUUAAGAAGCAUAUAAAGAACCCCACUGAAGAGAAGCCCUAUGAAUGUAAGGAAUGUACCAAGAUCUUUAGCUGUUCCUCGUUCUUUAGGACACAUAUGAAGAUUCAUAGUGGAAAGGCGAAUUAUGAAUGUAAAGAAUGUGGGAAAACUUUCAGUACUUCUUCAUACCUCACCGAACAUAAACGAAUUCAUAGUGGAGAUAAGCCUUAUGAAUGUAAGGAAUGUGGGAAAGCUUUUAGUUGUUCAUCAUCACUCUCCAAGCACAAAAGAAUUCACAGUGGGGAUAAACCAUAUGAAUGCAAAGAAUGUGGGAAGGCCUUUAGUUCUUCCUCCCACCUUAUAAUACAUAUCAGAAUUCACACUGGAGAGAAGCCUUAUGAAUGUAAAGAGUGUGGGAAGGCCUUCAGUGAGUCCUCAAAACUCACUGUACAUGUGAGAACACACACUGGAGAGAAACCAUAUAAAUGUAAGGAAUGUGGGAAAGCCUACAAUUGCCCCUCCUCCUUGAGUGUCCAUAUGAGAAAACAUACUGGAGAGAAGCCCUAUGAAUGUCUAGAGUGUGGGAAAACCUUCUAUCUUCCCACUUCCCUGAAUACACAUGUAAAAAAUCAGAGCAGAGAGAAACCAUAUGAGUGUAAGGAAUGUGGGAAAGCUUUCAGUUGUCCCUCAUCCUUUAAAGCACAUGUGAGAGAUCAUGCUGGAAAGGUUCGAUAUGAGUGUAAGGAGUGUGGGAAGGUCUUCAGUCGUUCCUCAUCCCUCACAGAGCACUUGAGGACUCACAGUGGAGAGAAGCCUUAUCAGUGUAAGGAGUGUGGCAAAGCCUAUAUUAGUUCCUCCCAUCUUACAGUUCAUAGAAGAACUCACACUGGAGAGAAACCUUAUGAAUGUAAGAAGUGUGGGAAAGCCUUUAUUUAUUUUUCAGCCCUUAGAAUCCACAUGAGAACACACACUGGGGAAAAACCAUAUGAAUGUAAGGAAUGUGGGAAGGCAUUUCGACAUUCUUCAUAUCUGACAGUCCAUGCAAGAAUGCACACUGGAGAAAAACCCUUUGAAUGUCUGGAAUGUGGGAAAGCCUUCAGUUGCCCCUCAUCCUUUCGGAGACACGUGAGAAGCCACACAGGAGAGAAACCCUAUGAAUGUAAGGAAUGUGGGAAAGCCUUUAUCUGUCCAGCCUACUUUAGAAGACAUGUCAAAAUCCAUGCUAGAGAAAAUAUAUGAACAUAAGGAAUAUGAGAUUAUCUGCAAGGCUUUUUCUUUUUUCUUUUUUUUUUUUGCAAGGCUUUUUCUAAUCUUAGGCAACUUGUGAAGUUUCACACUGGAGAUACCCAAUGAAUGUGAGAAGACUUAAAGUCACCUAUGUGAAACCCUGUGUAUGUAAGUGAUGUGAUAAAGCCUUCUUAAACAUCACUUCACUUUCUGCAUGUAAGAAAAUUCAUGCCAGGAAAGGUUACUUCCUCAUUCUUCAAGCAGUCUGCUGACUCAUUGAUUUUUACUGUUUUGUAAUGACAUUAAAGAUGUUAAAUUUACCUUUUUAGGUCUAACUAGAUGCUUUUUUACUAUGAGAUGUGUUUGUUUUGCCUCACAUAUAAGUGUUCUUUCCAGUUUUAUAAAGCCUUUUAGACUUAUGGGUUAUUUGAAAUAUAUAUAGUGAAUCUUUGACUUGCGAUCAUUUGAGUUGUGAACUUUCACAGGUGUACUGAAUAAGACUCUCUUUGUUGACCUACAUAUGAGUCCAACUUAUGAACAGUUCUGCUGGGACCUUGUUCAUAAGUCAGGGACCUACUGUAUGUAUUUUGAAGCAGAGUCUUGCUGGCUUUGAACUCCUGGGCUCAAAUAAUCCUCCUUCCUCAGCUUUCUAAGUAGCGAGGACUGCAGGCACACACCACUGUAACUAAGUGAAGGAUAUUUUUUUUUGUAUGUAGGUGAAGAGGGUCUUUUAAAAGUUAUUUACCAAUUCUUACUGUUCUCUUAAGUCUGUAGUUACAGUAUGGAUGCUUCAGUGUCCGUUGACCUUUUUUUUGGUCCAUGAUGUUAGUUGCCGCCUCUCCCUUUUCAUCUUACAUCUCCUCUUCCUCAUUUAAACUAAGAGAAUAUAUAGCUUUUUUGUUUUGCUUUUUGCUUUUGUUGGUACUGGGGAUUGAACCCAGAGCCCUGUAUAAGGUAGACUAGUCCUGUACUACUGAGCUAAACCUUUAGUCCAGUUUAUUUUUAAUUUUGAGAUACGGUUUUUCUAAAUUACCCAGACUGGCCUGAACUUAUAGUCCUCUUGUCUCAACCUCCCACAUGCAUCGCUGCACUUGGCUAUAGUUUUUGAGAAUAUCAGUUUUACUGUCUAAAGGUUUUCAUAUGUAAUACUACUUUCACCAGAUAUUACUAAGUACAAAAAUUUUGAAAGAGGAUGGUCUCACCUGAUACACUAUUUUCAUAUUUUGUUCUCUGUUCUUGCCCAUAGGAGGGAUUUGGAUCCAAUAUUUUGAGUUUAAAAAUUGUGUUACAUGAACUGGGGUGUGGUUAGGGAUUUCACUUCCCAGAAUCAUUGCUUUUUCGAGUUCCAUCCUGCAGUGUGUACAGUAAUUGGUUGUAAGAGAUUUGGAAGACUCCAGGGAUAAAGUCAGUAUUAUCUGUGUAGUAGGCCUGUUAAGAUGAGUAAAUUUGCAGUGGUCUGGUGGGACUCUGGUUUUCAGCUAAAUUUUCUGUUGGACUCACUGAUCCAUACUUGAUCAAAACUGAACAUUAAGUGCUUGACUGUAGUGUCCUCAAAGGCUAUAGUUCCAUAGACAUCUUCAAGAGCUCCUCCAUCAUGACUAUAUAUCAGCUUCUUGCAUUUUCUGGCAGACUCUGGCAGUCACUCUGGUCCUUCUGCCACAUUAUCUGCCUUCUUAGAAUUGGUCCUUAUUUGGGGAUAGAUUGUUGUCAUGUGCACAGCCCAGUGCUGUGAUCAUUUCGAUCACGAGGAAAGACACAUCUCUGCAAGCCUACCAUGGUUUCAGAAGCAAGUGGAGCUUUUGGCACCAUGGGAAUUUAUGCUAGGUACAACUGAGGCAAUGAUCAGACAGGCUUUGUCCUAUUUUAGUAGAGAAAAUUUUUAUUUGACAUCUUGAAAGAGAGAAGAUUUUACUGUCUUUAUCUGAGAUAAACACUAAAAGUGUUUUGAGUAAAUGUAACUCCUCCUAUUUUUGUCUGUUAAAAAAUAAAUUUCUUCUCAUCAAUCAAGUUUUACUAGUUUUAAGGCAUAUGUACACUAAUAUGCACAAAGUGCUAAUCUGUGUACAGCUUGAUGAAAUUUCACAUUAUGCAGCAUGACAAACACAUUUCCAGGACUUGAAGAAGUUCAUUUUCCCUUUUGUCAAUAACUCCAGAGAAGCAAUCCAAUUAUUACUCAUUACAAUUGAUUAGAUUUGCUUGUUCUUAGUUUCCAAAUAAAUGUUAAAUUACAAUGUG
Messenger RNA from Cavia porcellus (domestic guinea pig), 4393 nucleotides. RefSeq names its product zinc finger protein 699 (gene Znf699). The record is from RefSeq and is a predicted model, not a curated record. NCBI's taxonomy places the organism in Eukaryota, Metazoa, Chordata, Mammalia, Rodentia, Caviidae. The transcript has 7 exons. Gene Ontology annotation, biological process: regulation of transcription by RNA polymerase II. Bases 170 to 2170 code for a protein of 666 amino acids. Gene Ontology annotation, molecular function: RNA polymerase II cis-regulatory region sequence-specific DNA binding; DNA-binding transcription factor activity, RNA polymerase II-specific.